AUGGCGAGAUUUCUGGCUACCGUUGCCGCUUUGCUCGUGCUCGGUGUGCUGUCAGCCAGUAUUUAUCCCUGCGUGGAGGGCAAAAGGAACGCAGAUGUGUUAGAGGAAUGGAACGUUCAGGCAGCCGUCGCGAUAAACAUCCCCAAGACCCUUCCAAAAGCCGCAACGUUAGGGAUUUUCAGCUUCGUCAAAGCGUUGCUGGCGGCGCGCAAGACGGGCGCGGCGACUCUCUUCGUGCCGCUCAACGCGGUUUAUUUAACAAAGGACCUCCUACAGUAUGGCGCGGAUAAAUUCGACCGGAUCUUGAAGUACCACUUGAUUGAGAACAACAAGUACCGGAUCGAGGAUCUUAAAGCCAUGACCGAGGACACGCGGCUCCCGACCAUGGAGGGCAGUAGUGUGAAGCUAUUCUCCAAGAAAAACGCGACGGUGGUGAUGCUUCAGGGGCGCGUGUUUCUGCCGUCGGUUGUCGUGGUCCCUAACGUGUAUAUCGGGUCCAAGAUGGCCGUUCAUCUCAUCAGUCAUCACCUUCUCCCCAUGUCGUUUACCCCGUGA
Molecule: messenger RNA, 555 nt
Organism: Closterium sp. NIES-65
Lineage: Eukaryota; Viridiplantae; Streptophyta; Zygnematophyceae; Desmidiales; Closteriaceae
Source: the annotation of a GenBank genome assembly